This is a messenger RNA of Microsporum canis CBS 113480, 672 nucleotides long. Its product is annotated as histone H1. The transcript has 7 exons. Gene Ontology annotation, molecular function: DNA binding; structural constituent of chromatin. Gene Ontology annotation, biological process: nucleosome assembly. Lineage: Eukaryota; Fungi; Ascomycota; Eurotiomycetes; Onygenales; Arthrodermataceae. The coding region runs from base 1 to 672 and encodes 223 amino acids. The record is from RefSeq and is a predicted model, not a curated record. Gene Ontology annotation, cellular component: nucleosome.
AUGUCUCCAAAGAAAGCUGCCGGUGCUGCCUCUGGCAAGGCCGCCACCACCCACGCUUCAUACAAAGAUAUGAUCAAGGAUGCCAUCAUCAGCCUUAAAGAACGCAAUGGAAGCAGCCGUCAAGCGCUCAAGAAGUACGUCCAGAACAACAACAGACUCAACAUCACCUCCCAGGCCGCCUUUGACGCGCAGUUCAACCGUGCUCUCAAGGCUGCCGUCGAGAAGAAGGAGUUCACUCAGCCAAAGGGUCCCUCCGGCCCCGUAAAGCUCGCGAAGAAGGAGACCAGCAAGCCUGCCGCUAAGCCUGCCGUCAAGAAGACUGCCUCUACCACCAAGACUACUGCUAAGCCAGCUACCAAGAAGUCCACCACUACCACCACCACCAAGAAGCCAGCUGCAAAGGCGGACAAAGACAAGCCAAAGAAGGCCGCUGCCUCGACCACAAAGAAGGCUGCUACCUCCACCAAGACAAAGACCAAGGCCAACACCACCAAGCAACGCAAGACUACCUCCUCCGCACCCGCCGUCGUUGACGUUCCCAAGGUCCUAAGCAAGACCAAGUCCGGCAGAGUGACCAAGACUGCCGCCAAACCCGCCGCGGCACCCAAGAAGGCCCCCGCAAAGAAGAAAGCCAGCACCCCGAAAGGAACACCAAAGAAGACAGCUGCAUAA